AUGCAACGCGCUGGUUACAAGCGCAACUUAACGCAGCGACAAGAACAGAAAGGAGAAGGAGAAGAAGCGAAGCGAACAUAAAAGGAGGACUUUUGUUUUCUCCACGUCCACUUCACCCGAUCCAGUCACUCAAAGCUUUAACAGCCUCAAACAUAAUCCCAGUGGUUGUGACUGACAUGAUGACUCCUGUUUCCAGAAUGAUGCUGCAGCACUCUGGUCCCUCGCUGGCUGACAUCAGCUGCUCCGCCCUGGUGCCCUGCCUGUCCCCGCCGGGCUCGCUCACCCUGGACGACUUCACCAACUUCACACCCAUCGUGAAAGAGGAGCUGCGGCUCGCCAUCCAGACCAAGCGGCUGUCCAACGGGCUAAGCGCCGACAUGAGCUCGGACGGAGCCAGCUCCAGCUCGGACCGAGCCUCCGAGCUGCCCAGCGGCGGGUCCGGGGUCAAGAGAGAGUUGACAUUCGAGGAGCACGAGAGGAGGAAAAGGAGGCGAGAGAGGAACAAAAUUGCUGCUGCCAAGUGUCGCAACAAGAAGAAGGAGAAGACAGAGUCUUUGCAGAAGGAGUCUGAGAAGCUGGAGAGUGUCAACGCUGACCUGAAGGCUCAGAUCGAGGAGCUGAAGCAGCAGAAGCAGCAGCUCGUCUACAUGCUCAACCUGCACCGGCCCACCUGCAUCGUCCGGGCCCAGAACGGCCAGACGCCUGAGGACGAGAGGAACCUCUUUAUCCAGCACAUCAAGGAGAGCACCUUACAACUCCACAACCUCACCUCCUCCACCACCUCCUCCUCCUCGUCCACAUCCACCUCCACAGUAGCGCCUCUAGACGGAGGACUUCUCACCCUCGAUCACAUUCAUUGUCCCAGCCACCUAUGAGCGACGAGUUUUCUAAGACUUGGCGAUACCUCCACCUGUUGCCUCUGAUGUAGCACAGACUGUUCAGGUGGAGCCGCCACAUAGACUUCUGAUGUGAGAAUGACAGUGAAACAUAAUAGACGCCACCAUUGGAUGACUCCUCAGUCUCAUUCAGCAUCCACAAAGCUGCUAGAGAGUGUGAGGCAUAAAGUGACCUCAGCACCUCCCACUCCCUGAAACCGUAGCUGCUGAUUGGACAGAAAGUGACAGCACCUUGGCAUGCAUAACGCAUUUCUCUUUUUUACAGUCAGGGCCAAGGACACAUGCUAAAGCACUAACCAACAAAACAAAAACAACUUUUUUUUAUUUUUAUUUACAGGUAUUUUGAAUAGAUGAGAGUCUGAUUUAGUGUCUGAUUUUUUUUGUACCAAAGUGUGAUUUCAAGGUGAUCAAGGCACAUAAUUCAACUGUUCACCCUCAAUGAAAGGCAACACAGAAUGACAGAUGUGAGUGUGUACAGACACUUGAGUGAGUUUGAGCUGCAAGUCACUGACUUUAAAAAAAGACAUUGUUUGUGCUUAGUGUAUGAAACAUAGUAUAUUUAUUAACUACCCACCGUAUGAUAUGUUGUUGCCGUAUCAACCCUGUCUGCUUGUUCAGUAUAUAACAUGAACUACUAAAUCUGCUGCUACUACUAACCACUCAGGACAUACUCUGGCUGUAGAAGUCAAUGUCAUGUUUAUUUUAAUGUCUCUUUAAGCGCUAACCUCUCAAAGUGUAAGUGAGUGUAAGUCAGGUUGUUGGCUGUUGAGUAGGGUAGCAGUAGCACUCACAAAGGGAAAUGUAAUUUGCAGGCAGGGUUUACAAAUCUGCACUUAAAACAUGAUAAAUAUGACUAUAUGCUCAUAUAUGCAGACGAUACUUUACUUUUCUUAACAAUUUGAAGUUAAAAUUGUCCCAAAAAAUUGAAUACUGUAUAUAAUUUCACAGGCACACUUUACUUAUCACUGCGUGCCCUCUUAAACAGACCUAGUAGUUGCUUUUUACAUCCUCUGUGACGAUGAAGCUACAUGAGUACGAGUGUUAUAUUUUACAGAUGUGUUGUUUUCUACCUAAAAAUCUUGUAUAUUGUAUUAACUGCGCAUUAACUCUGUGCUACUGUAUGUAAACACCAGAUGCCUCCUUUGGUUUUGACAGAGCAAAACGAAAAAAGAUUGUAAUUUUUAAAGAAAAUAUUUAUUGAUGACAAGUUGGUGUGGAAGUUAUGUUCACUAGAUAUCAUUAGCUAGGUAUCAGAAGUGUUUCAUCAGCUUUCGGCUCGUCCUUUAACAUGCCUGACUCUGAAGUUACGCAAGAUAUUAUGAUAUUACACUGUGUUUUGGACUUUUACCAGUAUCCAGGUUUCAGUUCACUGCCAAAUAUUUUUCCCACCCUCCACUCCCUCCUCCGCCUCUUCUCGCCCGUUGGCUUUACAGUUAAAUCAUCCAUCAAGGGAAAAUGUGGUUUAUUGCACAAACAGAAACUGAGGAAGUUUAAUGAGCGACGGUUUUUCUUCUGCCAAAUGCUAAUCAUCCAAUCAGGACAGAGUGUUCAUCAACAGCCAUGCGUCUGUGAACACUGAAACUUCCUCAGUCAGUGCAGUUCACUCUAAAGCUAACACUUCAAAAUGGGAACUCUUCUUAUCAGUAUUUAAAUAAUUGUCAGUAAGUUACUUCACCAAGCAGACUGAACAUCACGGCAGCAUCAUCUUAGUAUAGCAGCACCUAAGAAACGCUUCAAACGGGUACAUAACAGAAGGGUAAUCGUUUAAGUCUGAGGUUUUUCACACAGCACAUUACAGUAUAUUGGUUCAUGGUGAGGACUGAAGUGUUAUAUUUAAUGUUUGCAUGGCAGAAGGUUUUUAUUGUUUAUCGUGUGUGUUAUGUUGGUAAAAAACUUUUGAGAGUCACACGGUUAAAGGGACGCAGGCGUCUGUGUGUGUUCAGUGUGUAUGUUGUUUUUGUGGUUGAAGUUGUUCGUUGUCCUGUCGUUCGUCAUGGCUAGAUAGCUACUGAGCACUGAGUUUGACUUGUAUGUACUCUACUGUGCCUACUUCUACUGGAGGCUGAUCUAUUUCUGUAGCUGCUCGACCGUCAGAGCAUCGUAGUCUAAGUGAAUAAACUGUAGGCCGUCAGGUACAACUGCACUGCUAUUACCAAUGUGUACUUCCAUCUUUGUGAUCUGUCGAUUUUUGUUUUUGAUACUUUGUUAAUUAAAAAUAUAUAUUGCAAAUGAAA
Lates calcarifer (barramundi perch) is the source of this 3130-nucleotide messenger RNA. It is a transcript of the gene atf3, whose product is annotated as activating transcription factor 3. NCBI's taxonomy places the organism in Eukaryota, Metazoa, Chordata, Actinopteri, Centropomidae. The record is from RefSeq and is a predicted model, not a curated record. Gene Ontology annotation, molecular function: DNA-binding transcription factor activity, RNA polymerase II-specific; RNA polymerase II cis-regulatory region sequence-specific DNA binding. The transcript is spliced from 4 exons. Bases 177 to 875 code for a protein of 232 amino acids. Gene Ontology annotation, biological process: regulation of transcription by RNA polymerase II. Gene Ontology annotation, cellular component: nucleus.